Messenger RNA from Ophidiomyces ophidiicola, 576 nucleotides. RefSeq lists its product as uncharacterized. Bases 1 to 576 code for a protein of 191 amino acids. The record is from RefSeq and is a predicted model, not a curated record. Lineage: Eukaryota; Fungi; Ascomycota; Eurotiomycetes; Onygenales; Onygenaceae. The transcript has 4 exons.
AUGUCUGCCCGCACUGAUUAUGCGAGUUUACGGCGGGGUAAACAGUUCUCUGCCAAACUCUUUGGUACCUUUUAUGGCUCUGUUGUAGGUGUCAUCGAAAACUCAUAUGCCUCAAAACUCCGCGUGAUCUUCCGCCCGCAAGUUCAACCAUGGCAUCCUUCAUCAACCUUGACUCAAGAAGCUGCUCUGGCGGUCUUGAGAUUGGCUCCAGAAAAGUUCUGGGAUUUUAGCGCUGCAUUGUUCAAAGAACAGACGGGGUAUUUCGAUGAAAAUGCCGUGAAUGAAACGAGAAACCAGACUUACCAACGAUUGGCCAAACUGGCGGCUGGGGUUGCUGGAGUGGACGAAAGCAAAGUAUAUGAGUUGCUUAAGAUUAGUGACAAGCCGGGACCCGAUGGGUCGCUGAACAGCGGGAACGCAGUGACAGAUGAUAUCAAGUUUCUUACUAAGUCGAACCGAAUUAUAGGCGUCCAUGUCACUCCAACAGUCUUUUUUAAUGGUAUCGAGGAGAGAUCCAUCAGUAGCAGCUUUACUGCACAGCAAUGGGAAGAAUGGCUUAAAAAGAAUAUUGUGUAA